Molecule: messenger RNA, 1347 nt
Organism: Perkinsus marinus ATCC 50983
Lineage: Eukaryota; Perkinsozoa; Perkinsida; Perkinsidae
Product: translation initiation factor E4, putative
Exons: 4
Coding region: 4-894 (296 amino acids)
Biological process (GO): translational initiation
Cellular component (GO): eukaryotic translation initiation factor 4F complex; cytoplasm
Molecular function (GO): RNA 7-methylguanosine cap binding; translation initiation factor activity
Source: RefSeq, a predicted model, not a curated record
AGUAUGAAUCGAGGAGUUUCCGAGGCAAUGUCUGGCACUACCGGUGCCGUCCUGUCGAGCGACGAGGCGGCGCACUUACCAUCACAUGGGGCUCUGGUAGAGUCCGGUACCACAUCGUCAAUCAGCAUCACCUCUGAUGAUGAGGUGUGUUCGAGUAGAAGUGGGGCUAAACCCACUGGUAGACCCCCUCAUCCACUAGAGCGCACCUGGAGCUUCUGGCUCAUGUACCAGGCACAGACUAAGGAUAAGAAGGACAACUGGAAAGGCACCCAGAAGCGGGUAUUGGAUUUUACCUCUGUGGAGGACUUUUGGCGAGUAUUUAACAACGUAUCUUCGCCUAGCCGACUGACCUAUGCUGACUAUAGUGUAUUCCGGCAAGGCAUUGCCCCGAUGUGGGAGGAUGAGACGUGUGCCAAGGGUGGCCGAUGGAUAGUCUCAGUAGAUCGACCCAAUAGAAGGGGAGCUGCUUCGGAACACCAAAAGGAGAGUAUCGACGAAUCCUGGGUCAACAUAUUACUAUCGUUGAUCGGCAGUGCUUUCCCCAAUCGUGACACUGGUGUAGAUGCAGUGUGCGGCGCUGUGUGCUCUGUACGGAAGUAUAAUAUACGUCUAGCUCUUUGGGUAGGGACCUCUGAUAAGGAUGAGGUCCUCCGGUUGGGAACUAUCUUCAGAGAAGCUAUUGCGCCGUUGUUCGCCCCAUUGAGUUCAUCUGCUGAGGACAACUCUGAAGGGAACAGAACCCAGAAGCUUCAAGAGUCUCCUACCCGGCGGCCUCCCUCGAGCAUGUCGUUCGAGUACUUCACUAAGGACCCCUCGCACGUUGCAUUAGAGCUGUCUCUGACCACUACGACUGAUGAUGAGGAUGACGAUGGUCAGAAUGACUCUCAGGCCUAGCUAGUUCUUGGUGGUGCUUGCGAGAAGUUUACUACUAUAAGCUUGGCUACUCAUGCUACGUUUCCUUGCUAGUGCAACAACACCGUCAGCAGCUCCUAGAUCUUCAUCGUUUUCUUGUGUACUAUCUCCCCUGGCUAUACCAAGCAUCAUCAUCAUCACCAUUGUCAUGUCGUCUUAGGCCUUCAUGUGCCAUCACUCAGUCUGUUGUCGAUUAGUGAGCAGGCACUUGUUGGGAUCAUGAAUUCACUACUACUAUCGUUGAGCCUCUAUCAUGCUAACAAUAAAGAUGGCGCAUUACUGUCAUCGCCAUCGACUGUUCCUUCUGGUGAUAUACAGAUUCUCCACACUAGUCGAAUGGGGACUCGCUCCAUUAGGUAGUAGUAGAUUAUGAUGACGAUAAGUUAAUAUUGAUGAUGAUGGGUUGACUGCACUCCUCACCACCCUUUCCUCUUC